Rhizopus microsporus ATCC 52813 is the source of this 727-nucleotide messenger RNA. RefSeq lists its product as uncharacterized. Bases 17 to 727 code for a protein of 236 amino acids. Lineage: Eukaryota; Fungi; Mucoromycota; Mucoromycetes; Mucorales; Rhizopodaceae. The transcript is spliced from 5 exons. The record is from RefSeq and is a predicted model, not a curated record.
CCCAGGAAGAAGAGAUAUGCUGUAUUGUCAACCAGUGAAAUUUCGGUAUACUAAACAGCAGCAAGACAAGACGUGGAAAACUAAAAAGUACAGUCGACUCUUCAGCACCGUAUCCGUAGAAGACUUUGGCCGCUUCCUUCAAGCCAGAUCUGAACAGUCUGCCAUCCGUCUUUCAGCGUACUUCAACAAACAACGUGCCGAUCAAAAGCUUAUUCAAGGCUUACGCGUCAAGUUUGAAGAAGACGCCGUGUUUGUAAUGGGAAACUGGUCCGCUCCCCAUGCUAGGUAUCAUGAGCUCAUCCGUGGCCUUGGUUUCCGAAGGCUCCUCAAGAAGCAUAUGUUCCAAGUCUAUCUUAUAGACGAGUACAAGGCCAGUAGGUGCUGUCCAACAUGCCACAACGAAAGCCUUCACACGUUCCGUUGUGUUCCAAACCCACAACCGUAUCAAUGUGAGCGAUAUCCUGCUGUUGCCUGCCAUGGCCUUUUAAGAUGCGCCAAUUUAUAUUGUAGACCCGCCAUAGCAGCUCCAGAUAGAUAUCGUUUAUGGAACAGGGAUGUUGCUGCUUGUCUCAACUACGUGCACAUCCUUCGUGAGCUUCGACUUAAUGGCAUGAUUCCUCAUAAGUUUUGCCGGGUUUCUGUUGCUCCUACAAGGUGUCGAAGAAGAGUGGACGAUCAGGAGCAAUCAAGAACUAGAAUACGCUUAGACGAUGAUUCUUCAUGCUAG